Messenger RNA from Trypanosoma brucei brucei TREU927, 630 nucleotides. RefSeq lists its product as hypothetical. NCBI's taxonomy places the organism in Eukaryota, Euglenozoa, Kinetoplastea, Trypanosomatida, Trypanosomatidae. Bases 1 to 630 code for a protein of 209 amino acids. The record is from RefSeq and is a predicted model, not a curated record. The transcript has a single exon.
AUGGGAUGGGGAAGGAAAAUGCAAGGCGGGAGUGUCACCUGUCAUGUUCAGGACGGUGCCGCCUUCCUUCAGGAUGUUGUUGGAUCUUCAACUGGCACUGGGGAGAGUAAUAGUACCUUUGAUGAAUUGGUUUCUAGCCGCACGCAUUCUGGAACUUCUGUGAGUUUCAAAGGUGGUGAUUAUCCCACUAACGGAAACCAGCAUAAGCCGCUGUCCCGAUACCAAGUACAACCGGCGACGUGUUACGACGUGCUUUUUGUGGAUCUUUUUGUCGGGAGCGAUCCACCCGCCUUCAUGUCGUCCCUUAUUUUUCUUCAGUUGUGCCGCGAGGCACUCUCCUCGAUCGGCGUUGCAGCGUUUAACCUUCCCAAAUCCGAUCCCGACUUUGUGCAGAUGUGCCAACGGGUCUUUGGUUCUCAGAACGUUUAUCAGGUACCGGUCCCGGCCUCGGCAAAUAUCGUUGUUUUAGCCCGGUGUGCCGCUGGGGCGGGUGUUGGUCACACCAUUUACGAGGAGCGAAGUCAUGUGGCACACCGCCACUUCUAUAGGCGUGCACAACAGUUACAGAAGUCUCAUGGACUCCCAUACGACUUAUCCAGUCAUUAUCCGAUAUGGUGGCGUCUAUGGUGA